Molecule: messenger RNA, 1301 nt
Organism: Linum tenue
Lineage: Eukaryota; Viridiplantae; Streptophyta; Magnoliopsida; Malpighiales; Linaceae
Source: the annotation of a GenBank genome assembly
CAGUCGCCAAACACUCGCCGCCGGACCUCCCACUCGAUUUCAGGGAGUUAGUUCGAGAAUCGCCAGCCACUCACUCACCAUUGGACCUCCUGCAGAUCGCGUCAUCUCAGUCACCGAGCUAGUCCUCGCUCCUUCCACUUGUGAGGUCUCUCUUGUCUCUACCUCCCUCAAUCGUUUAAUUUCUAGUUCGAACACUUACAUUUGAAAUUCAUCAAUGGCGCGCGCUGUUUGGCUGCUAAUAAAUGGGUGUUGUUGUGUGACUCACUUUGUAGAUUAAGUUGCGAUACUCGAUCUCUAUUAUCUGAAAACGCAUAGGAUAGCUUUUGUUCGUUCCGCCAGUUCCAAGAAGCUGUUCUUUGAUUUCCUUUUUUAAUUUCAGCAAGUUGUCCAAUAUAUUGCAGGGAGAAUGAACUUUUUUCUUCUGUUGAGUCCCCCUUCAAUUGAUAAGCUGCAUCCGUAGCCGUCCCUCUUGGCCUCCUCAUCAGUGCCCAUUGUACUAGCUAGACCGCUGUAAUCUCCACUUACCGUCUCCAACGUUUGCAUUCCUCAAAUCCUCCGAAGUCCAAAAUGAGCGGCGUGGGGCUGAGGAGGCUCCUGGAAACUGCGGUGACCCAAGGGGUGACGGAAGCUAGAGCUAGGAUAUUUGGGCAUGUUCUAAACCCAACAGGGCAAAGAUCUCCCCACAAAUUACUCCGGAAGAAGCUCAUCGGCGAGAAAGUCUCCCAGUGGUACCCUCACGACAUCACUAAGGACGACCCUCUUAUCAUGGCCGCUCGAGAACAGGAGCGGCUGUCCAAGCUCGAGAUGUUGAAACGUCGCGGGAAGGGCCCCCCUAAGAAAGGGCAAGGAAAGGGUGCCGCCAAGCGUAACAAAGGGAAAUAGAUCCAUUGAUGCAUACUUCAGAUUGGAUUCUCGGGGUUUCUUUUCGUUUAUAACAACCCAGAAUUUGUAUUUGCUUCGUUGAUGGCUUGUAUUUUGGCCAUCAAUCUGGAGGAGGGUAUAGUCAUCUCUCUAAAUGAAAGGUUGUUUAUCUGGUAUUUACGAAUCAUAACAUUUUCUACAGCUUUUGAUUCUUCUUUAUCAAAUGUUACUGUUCGUGCACAUCUAGUCUAGCAAGAGUAGGGAAUCUGUUGUUUCGAGAAUGUUGAGAACAUGCUUUCAGGAAUAAGGUAAUGAUAACCAGUUCUUCCUGUCUUUGAAAUGUACUUUGAGUUUCAGGCAGCAUUACUAUAUCGCAGACUUUUGUUGCAAAAGCUUGAUUGUUCUUUGCUAGUGGUUACUGUAAUGAUACUUGCAGUGGG